AUGACAAUAAAUAAUAACAGUGUAUUUUCGACUGAUAAUCCUAACAUUCGUGCUAAAAGUACGAGUAUGAAUGGGAUUCGUGUAAUAGAUACUAACAUUCCAAAUAACAUUUCAAAUAACAUCAUUUCAAAUAAUAUUUCAAAUAACAUCAUUUCAAAUAACAUCAUUUCAAAUAACAUCAUUUCAAAUAACAUCAUUUCAAAUAACAUUUCAAAUAACAUUUCAAAUAACAUUUCAAAUCAUAGACCAUUUAGCACAAACCUUCCAAAUACCAAAAUUUCUUUUUAUCAAAAUGCUUAUCACGGCUUUGAUACCUCUGAUAGUGCUCAGACUUUAACAAGCAGUGGUUCAUUUGUAUCAGAAUGUUAUUCUUUUAGUGAUUCUCCUCAUAUAACAAUUCCUGAACUUUAUCAAAUUAAAGAAUCUCCACAUGUUCAGGAACAUCGUUCAAAACAUAAAAGAUUUAGUGAUCCUUCUUUUUCUAGUACCAUUAAUUCUUUUAAUACAAAACAUAGUUCUCUUGAUAAUUACUUAAAAAAAUCUCAUACUACCGAUUCUUCUGAUUCUCAAAAUGAAAAUUCCAUUGGAAGACUUCGAUUAAAUAAAUCCGAUGAUGGUACUUUGGCUAAACUUCCAAAUCAAAAAUGUCAAAAAAGACUUUCAAAUAUUUUCAGAAAAACAAAAAAACAUCAUCCUUUACUAGCAAAUGCUACUCAAGCUUUAGAAUUAAUGAAAUAUAAUGAUGCUAUUAAUUCUUAUUCUCAAGUUUUAAUGAAAUAUCCUAAUAGUUAUUCUAUUAGAUGUGAUAGAGCUUAUGCUUCUUAUCAAGUUGAAGAUUGGGAUAGAGCUCUUUCCGAUUUAAAUUUUGCCAUCUCAAAAAAACCUAAAAAACCUCGUGCUUAUACUUUACGUGGUGAAAUUUAUAGACUUUUAGGUUCUUAUAAAGAAUCUUUAAUGGAUUUUAAUAAAUCUUUAAAAUUAAAUCCAAAAAAUGUUCACGCUUUAAGAGCUAGAGCUGAAGUUUAUUAUUUAAUAUUUCAUUAUAAUGAAGCUAUAAUGGAUUUAAAUUUGGCUUUAAAUUUAGAACCUACAAGUGUUUAUACUCUUGGUAGACGGGCUAAAGUUUAUUGUUCUCUUGGUUUUCAUGGUGCUGCUUUAUUAGAUUUAAAUAAAGCUUUGGAAAUUGGUGGUUCUCAUACUGAUUCAAUUUUAGCUACUCGUGCUGAUGUUUAUCAUUCCCUUGGACGUAACGAUUUAGCUUUAUUAGAUUUAAAUGAAGCUAUAAUACGUGGUGAAAAUAGUUCGGCUCUUGAACUUCGUGGUUUUAUUUAUAGAUCACUUGGUAGAGAUGAAGAUGCUUUAAUGGAUUUUGAAAAACUUGUUCAAGUUAGUUCAAGAAAUUUUAUUGCUCAUAAAAAUCUUGGUGAAAUUUUAUAUUCUAUGGGAGAAUAUGAAGAUGCUUUAGCUCAUAUGAACAUUGCUGUACAAUUAAAUCCUAAUGAAUUAUCUUUAAUUAAAUUUCGUGGUGAAAUUUAUCAAAAACUUCAAUAUUAUGAUGAUGCUAUAGAUGAUUUUAGUUCAAUUUUAAAUCAUAUUCCUAAUGAUUUAGAAGCUCUUAAAUAUCGUGGUGCAAUUUAUCGAACUUUAAAAUCAAAUACCAAAGCUUUAUUAGAUUUAGAUAGAGCUAUCGAGAACAUAAGGGACAAAGCAUUUAAUCUUGAACGUACUACAAUAGCAUUAUACAAUCGAGGAGCUGUAUAUAGUGCUUUGGGUGAAUAUGAAGAAGCUUUGGCAGAUUUCAAUAGGGUCUUGUUUAGAGAUCCAUAUCAUAUACCUACAUUAUGUGAACGAAGUACAGUUUAUGAAAUAUUAGGAAGGACAGAUAAAGCAUUAGCCGACAUAGAUCAUAUAUUGAGAAUUGAUAAUAAGAAUGAACAUGCUAUUACUCUUAUGAAAAA
Racocetra persica is the source of this 1958-nucleotide messenger RNA. The record is from the annotation of a GenBank genome assembly. NCBI's taxonomy places the organism in Eukaryota, Fungi, Glomeromycota, Glomeromycetes, Diversisporales, Gigasporaceae.